GUUUUCUUCCAUGUCUCCAUUUCCAUUUCCAUUUCCACUUGCUUCUGCUACUCUUUCUGCAUCCUUACCUUCAUCUAAUUCUUUCUUGGGUGCACUCUACUUUCGUUACUGACCAACUCAGUCUAAAGUCUCUCGCUUGUCUUCUCUGACAGUUGGAAUCUAUAUCACGUCCACUAUAUUCGAUCGUUGUCUGGGCAUAUCCCCUAUUCCUCCACUGAUCGACUCAACCAGAGCCAUCUUCAACACUUCGAACCAUACAACUCUUAAUACUUCGACAUCAUGCGUUUCUCCAAGCACGUCCUCCCCAUCGCUAUCCUCCUCACCGGUGUCAUCGCCGCCAAGGACGAGGAGUCUACCACUGCCGUCGAAAAGGCCAAGGCUACCAACGACAAGGCCUCCGAGACGACUGCCGACGACUCCAAAACAGCAGACGCGACAGAGGAGGCUUCUGCAACUGCCACGGGCAAGGAUGAUAAGAAGGACUCAAAGACCGACAAGUCCGACACCAAGUCUGCUACCAAGGAGAAGUCCGCUGCUUCUCAAACCACGGCUGAUGGACCUACGAUUACCUGGGACCCUCCUGCUCCCAAGACCACGGUCCCUGAUAUCAACGCUGGUUCUCCUUCGCCUAUGACUCCUGGCGUUCUUGUUCUAUCGUUGGUGCUCGGCAUCACAUCCCUCGGAAUGGCCCUCCUAUAGGAAUACCUGCCAUCCUUAGAGACCAUUGCACGUUUCAGCUUCUGCGAUGGUUCUUCUCGGCAAGCGUUUUCGGUUGAACGGUUUUGUUCAUUUUAUUUCACAUGAAUGUGGCGCUACACGGAAUGUCAAUAGCAAUGGGGAUUGAUGGUUUUUUUUCUGGCCUUUAAAUUUGGUAGAUGGACGCGUAUGUUUGUGGCGCUCAGAUAAGCCUCAUUUGUUUCGGAAAAAAGAUGGGAGAUUGCGAAAAUGAAGAAGUUUAUGGGGAAAACUAUCUGGAUCCGCACUUGGAUCUGGAAGAGCAUUGCAUUGGAGUAAUAUUGUUGAUAUAAGUAAUUGGGUCAAUAUAAAAAGAACAAUUCUUGG
Messenger RNA from Fusarium redolens, 1062 nucleotides. RefSeq lists its product as uncharacterized. NCBI's taxonomy places the organism in Eukaryota, Fungi, Ascomycota, Sordariomycetes, Hypocreales, Nectriaceae. The transcript has a single exon. The coding region runs from base 280 to 699 and encodes 139 amino acids. The record is from RefSeq and is a predicted model, not a curated record.